This is a messenger RNA of Laetiporus sulphureus 93-53, 924 nucleotides long. RefSeq lists its product as uncharacterized. Lineage: Eukaryota; Fungi; Basidiomycota; Agaricomycetes; Polyporales; Laetiporaceae. Bases 140 to 745 code for a protein of 201 amino acids. The record is from RefSeq and is a predicted model, not a curated record. The transcript has 4 exons.
GCCUUUGUGCCGCGAAUUCCCCUUUCUCAGACUCACUUGACAUAUCCCAGCCUUCAAAUUCCGAGGUGAUAUCACGGAACUGCGACUUGUCUAAAGCUGUCCUCCUCUGCCCACUCUCUCUGCCGCCACCACCCUACCCAUGUCGUCCCCAGCUCGGCAGUGGUGGUGUCCUGAAUGUCUCCCUGUCAAGCUAUUUUUCGCGCUCGUCACACUCCUGCCAUCAGCGUUUGCGGCCCCUGCUCAUGAGCUGGCUAGGAGGGAUGGUGCAGGUCCUGCUGCCGUAGCUAUAUGGGUCCCGAUCGUCGGCGUCGCUCUCUUCGCCGCAGCAUCGGUCUCGCUCUGUUUCUUCUACUUCCGCAAACGGCAACCUACCACAACCCAGCCAGCACCGCAGCAGCAGCCAGCCACCGCUCCGCUAUCGCUCGCCACUCGUUUGCGCGCAUGGAGUUCGCGGCCGGUGCACAUUCCUGGGACGCGGGAGCUCACCGCAGAGGAGCUGGCUGGAGGAACGACGCGUGGGCUCUUGCGCGGGCGGAGACGGAGGCCGGGAAGCAUGGCGUCGACGCGCUCAACGCGCAGCCUCCCCCCAUAUCUGAAGGAGCCGGGAGAGCAGGAAGUGGUCGUGUACCGAGGUCAAUCGGAGGGGUUUGUUUGGGCGAUCCGAGACGUCCCUGUCGGCGUCGGGGCUGUCGCACCUGCUGUGGAGGCUUCAUCCUGGCCAGCGACUGAAUACGAAUGGACAUGAAAACGCAAGCGCGAACGACCUCACGGCUGUACGAUCUUCUCCUUUCGACUCUCCGAGACCGUCCGAGGAGCAGCAAGGUACGCGCGGAAGGCCACGCGGCGCGACGGUCGCGGGGCUGGUCUCUCCUCCAUCGCCCACGGUGCCGUACCGCACACACCGGCCAUCCCACUCAGGCUCUG